AUGAGCACUAAGCUUCGCCACGAUUAUUAUUCGCAUGGAUAUGCGACCACAAGUUUGACCCUGCAGCAGCGGGUGGGCAUCCUCUUGGGGGUGGCACGAGGCUUGGAGUAUCUGCACAGCUUUGGCCUCGUGCACCGCGACAUCAAGCCAGCCAACAUCCUCCUUGACGCUCACAUGCAGGCGAAGGUGGCAGAAUUUGGGCUGGUGCACGUGGGGGAGGGAACGGCAACAGGGUUCACACGCGUGCUGGGAACGGUGGGCUAUGUGGACCCUGCUUACUCCCUCACGCACAACGCCACCACCACUGCUGACGUUUACAGGUGCCGUGCAGAUUUGAGCCUCACACUAGAAGGAUGUCAAAAGAUCUGCGGAUUUGACUUUGGUGUUCUCAUGCUGGUGAUGCUGUCAGGCAGAGGAGCCACCAUCAAUACGACGAGUGGCAGUGAGCCAGACGCCUGUGCUGCCAACGAGCCAAUCUCCAUCUCCAAAUGGGCAACUGAUGUCAUGGCGGAAGGGAAGACAGCACUCCUCAAGGAUCCCCGCAUGGAAGCACCACAUGACAUCAUCAUUCGCCUUGCCCACCUUGCUGUCACCUGCACCGCCAUGCCCACCGCCUCGCGCCCCUCCAUGUCCAGAGUGGCCCAACACUUGGAAGCUCUACAAGAGGAGGCCGGAGGGGGGGAUGCGAGAGCGAGGGCUGCAGCGAGGGUUGACGAGAAGCUGUCGAGCCAGCGGCUACGAAGGAGCAUGGAAGAGGAUCUUGCAUUGCUGAAUAAGCAAGUGAAGCACGAGAGUGAAUCAACGGCUUUUGAGGCGUCUCAAAGAUCGUCUUUUGAGGCGCCCCAAGAGGAGGUUACGAAGGAGAGUGGAGGAGGAUCAUGCCUUGCUGAAUGA
This is a messenger RNA of Closterium sp. Yama58-4, 894 nucleotides long. The record is from the annotation of a GenBank genome assembly. Lineage: Eukaryota; Viridiplantae; Streptophyta; Zygnematophyceae; Desmidiales; Closteriaceae.